AUGAUUCUAAUCUAUCUAUCUAUGUCAGUCUAUUCACAUCUAUCUCAAUCUAUCUAUCUAUCUAUCUAUCUAUCUAUGUCAGUCUAUUCACAUCUAUCUAUCUAUCUAUCUAUCUAUCUAUCUAUCUAUCUAUCUAUCUAUCUAUCGUGUCCUCGAUUUUAUUUCCUCCAUUUACUCGUUCUUUAUUCUGUUUCUUCAUUAUUUGUGCUUUCUUCUUUUCCUGAAUUAUCUUCCUUUUAUUUCCUCUUUUCAUUCUUUUUCAAUCUUCUUCAUUUUAUUUUCUCCUUCUUCCUUUUUCUUCUGCUUCAUUCUUUUUUUUUUAAUUGUUCAUUAUUUGUUGCAAUUGUAUUUCUUAUUUUUCUUCAUUCAAACUUCAUCGUCUGCCUGCUUCCCUUUUCUUAUAUUUCUUGUUUUUCAUUUCCUUCGUAUGUCUUUCAUUUCCUUCGUAUAUCUUCCUUCUUCUUCUUCUUCUUCUUUCUAUUUUAUCUUUAUUCAUCACAUUUCUUUUCUUCUUCUUCCAAUAUUUCUUCUUUAGCUCUCUCUCUCUCUCUUCUCUUUUUCUUUUUACUUCGCCACCGUCUUCUUUUUUUAUUUCUCUAUCUAUCCUUAUUUUUCAUUUUCUUUGAUACCUGCCUUCUUACUUUCUCGUAUUUUCUUUCUCUUUUCUUUCUUUCUUUCUUUCUUUCUUUCUUUCUUAUUUUUGUUUUCUUUCCUUCACUUCAUCAUUCCUUAUUUUCUUUUCUCCCUCUUUUCCUCCGCCAUUUUGUUUUUAUAUUUACCACUGGGGCGGUCGUUCACAAACAAGCACUCUUCGGAACAUUCUCGUUCUCUUUUUCUUUCCACUCGGUGCUUCUACUCAUUACGGGCAAAAAAAAAAAACCUUUCCCUCUCCUUCCUACCCAUCUUCGUUUUCAUCUCUGUUCAAAUGUUGUCUCUCGUCCCAUGUCAACCCUCCAUCGUCGAGCACUUGUCAUUCAUUUCAAAAGCGUUAUCGAGUCCUUACUGGAGAAAAAAUAUUCCCACUCUCCAACCUCUCUCUCUCUCUCUCUCUUUCUCUCUCUCUUUCUCUCUCUCUCUCUCUCAGGCGGGAUGUGGAUUUCGCGAAAGAAUGAAGAAUUGUUCUGGUUCUUUCUUUCUAACGUCUCUCUUUUGUUCAUUUUUAUUUCCAUUCUGUUUAGUUUUUCUCUUUACUCAAUAAGCAUUUUAUUCACUCCCUCUUUCUUUCACAUCUAUUCUCUUCAUUAUCAAUUAGUAACGUCCCUCUUCGCCGCCAUCUUGCCGGCCAUCGUCGUUUUCUCGUACAUUUUAUUUAUUUUUUAUUAUUGUCUUUUCUUCACUCUUCUUGGCUAUCUUCAUCUCAUUAUAUCUUUCUUUUUUAUCAUUCCCUUUAUCUUUCUCCAUUUUUCUCCUUCUUUAUUUAAAAAUAAAAAUAUAAUCGACUCUUUUCUACCGACAUGA
This is a messenger RNA of Acanthosepion pharaonis, 1458 nucleotides long. The record is from the annotation of a GenBank genome assembly. NCBI's taxonomy places the organism in Eukaryota, Metazoa, Mollusca, Cephalopoda, Sepiida, Sepiidae.